AUUGUUUUUGUUUUGCUUUGAAGAUGUUCGUUUGUUAAGUCUGAAAGUUAAAAUGUCCGCUAUACCCGUGCUAGACUUCGAAAAAUGUGGACUUGAUUCUACUCCAACUAGAAAUGAUUUGGAAAAUGUUGGAACUUUACUUUUUGAUGCUUUGUCUACAGUCGGGUUCGUCUAUUUGAAAAACACAGGGAUUGACAGACAGCAUGUGGAGAAAGUCAACUUCGUCACCAAUAAAUUCUUCAUCGCUUCCACUGAGGAGAAAAAUAAAUCUAAAAGAAACAACGAACUCAACUAUGGUUAUUCUGGACUGUGUGUUGAAAAAGUAAAUCCCAAUCGACCGGCUGAUUACAAAGAAGCAUUUGACGUUAGUGGCAAAGCAUUCCUAGAUGGCGCUACCGAGUAUAAAUGGCCGAACCCCGUUUUAUUCCCAGAGUUUAAAGAAAUAUUGAAGGAAUUUGCCGAUCGUUGCAAAACCCUCACUUUAAGGAUUUUACGAGCCCUGUCUGUUGGAAUGAAGUUAAAAGAUGAAUCUUAUUUUGAGCGUGCACAUUCGCAUUUAAAUGAAGAAGGAAAUCUUACAACUAUCCGCAGUCUUUACUACCGACCUCUACCCCCUAUCUUACCCCCAGGGCAAGUUAGACUGGGCGAGCAUUCGGAUUAUGGUUCCGUAACUCUGCUGUUUCAAGAUAAAGUAGGAGGACUUGAGGUGCAAAACCAGUAUGGAGAAUACAUGGCAGCUACUCCGAUCGAUGAAACAGUGAUCGUGAACAUAGGAGAUAUUCUGGAGUUCUGGACCGAGGGAAAACUAAAAUCAACGAAACAUCGUGUUAUGAUUCCGGACGAAAUGGAAAAACGAAACAUAUCUCGUCGCUCAUUGGUCUAUUUCGUUCGUCCUGAUAAUGACGUCAUAAUCAACGAACGAUUGACCUAUCAGGGCGAAGAAGUAGCAGCAUUUGAAAAGUCCCAACCAAUCACAUCCCUUCAAUAUACGAAACAAAAAUUUGAGACAAGUUUUAAAUAUUAAUCUUAAAAAUGGUAAAUAUUCUUAUUCUUUGACAAUCCGUUUGGCGAAAUUAGUCUCUGAAACUUAAAUUUUGAAUCAACUUAAAACCAAAGACACUUGUACACAACACAAGGUAUAUGUUUUGUGUGGUUUAAUUAAUUAAAAUCAGCUGAUACAUGAA
Molecule: messenger RNA, 1184 nt
Organism: Ciona intestinalis (vase tunicate)
Lineage: Eukaryota; Metazoa; Chordata; Ascidiacea; Phlebobranchia; Cionidae
Source: RefSeq, a predicted model, not a curated record